ACCCCUCUCUCUCUCUCUCUCCCUCUCUCUCUCUCUCUCUCUCUCUUCAGUGUGUUAGUUUGAUGAAAUGGGCUCGAGAUUUUCUACAAUAUUCUUGAUUAUUCUGCAUUGCUGGGUUCUUCUAGUUUUGAGUUACGAUCAAGGGUUUUCCGAUGGUGCGUUGAAAUUACUAAAAACCCCUCAUGCAUUAUCCAAUACAAACUCCGCCAUUUUCGCUUUUCAAGUUCUUGUGGGGAGCAACGGCACCGCCACCAUUUGUACCGACUGUGCCACCAAUUGCAAGCUGGAUCACGGCAUCUUUUCAGCUUGCGAAGGUGGAAACGUUUCGUAUUCAAGAUUGUUAGACGGGCCCCACUCGUUCGAGGCGUGCACCGGCACCUCGCCCGAAAUUGCCUGCGUUACCUAUAAUUGGACUAUUGAUACAGUUAACCCCACAGCAUAUAUUACAGCUGCAACUUCCUUCACAAGUGCUUCUCUUGUUCCGGUCAACAUAUCCUUCACCGAACCAUGCGGUCGUGGUUUCACGUGUUCUUCCGUAAAUUCAUGCAACCUUCUUGUUUACGGUGCUGCUAAGGUUGUUCCGGAGACACUAACCAUUAUCGAGCCAAACUUGAAAUACUCAAUUAUUAUCCGUGUGUCUGAAAAAGUUCGAUACGGUCGUUUUAUCUUGGUAAUGGAUAAAGAUUUCUGUAGUGACUCAGCAGGAAAUCGAUUCACGAGGACAGAUAAUUCAAGUUUAUUCAUACAUUUCGAUAGAAGAAGUGUGUUUGUGAAUUUAAGAACGCACAUACCCGAAAGGCUACUUGAAAUAAAAAGCGAAACUCGAACCGUAUUAGCAACGAACAAGAACAAGAAUUUAAAAGUGUAUCUAUAUUUCACCGAACCAGUUACAAACUCAUCCUCCGAAAUCUUGAACUCACUCAACACGAAUCAAGGCUCGCUUGUCCCUAUAAACGGGAGUAGCUACGGACAACGUAGAUUCGGUUAUCAGAUUGUAAAUAUAUCAGAUUUGUCAGUUGUAACUGUUAGCCUCGAUUCGAGCUCUGUAAUAACUAGACAAGGGACCCCUGUGAGUCCAGUUUCUCCCGUGACUUUCCUCUUCGAUUCUGAAAGACCUCGUGUAAAGCUAAGCACAACGUGUACCAUGCGAACCAAAGAAAAGAGUAUUCUUAUACUAAUCAAGUUUAUGAAGCCCGUUUUCGAUUUCAACUCGUCUCACGUUUCUAUUUCGGGUGGACAUUUGCAGAGCUUCCAAGAAAUUAGCAGGAGCAGUUACAAUGUGUAUAUACAUGCAGAUAAUGACGCUAUAUCUAUUAGUAUUCCCGAAAACAUAACCACGGAUAUUUCCGGAAAUAGAAAUAAACCAUCCAACACUCUGCAAGUGAGGCACUAUUCUGUUCCCGUUGAAUCGAUGGUGCUUUCGUCUUUUGCGACAGCUGUUUUUACUGUGACAGCUUUAAUUGCCGGAUUUCUAACACUUUCAACCUCGAGUUUAUUGUCUGCUGGAGCAUAUUCUCGACCGAGUUCGAUCUUAUUAUCGGACCCCGCAAGAAAUCUUUUCAGAAUUGCUUCGCAUCUUCAAGUAUUCGCGCUUUCGAGAUGGCUAGCUGUCACUUUACCAGUCGAAUAUUACGAACUCACGAGAGGCCUACAAUGGAGUAUUCCAUACUUUAAUCUUCCAUGGGAAAAAGGAGACAUCAAUUCGUACAUGGUGGGGUCCACUUCUCCAAAGGAUCGAUUAUUCAGCCAUGAUUCCAUAUUCUUCGAGGGGCUUCAACCGCAAGUUCCGAGCAUGGGUUCGUCUUCGAAAGUUUUUGGUUUGCCUCUCACUCCUCUCGAGUACAGAUCGUAUUUCGAGAGCCAGACUAUCUUGCCAGAAGCCGAGUACAUUUUAGAUCCGCAAAAUUCACACGGGUGGCGAGAUUUCAGCAGAAGCAUGUUUUGGCUAGCAGUAAUUACUGGGAGUUUGAUAUUAUUACAUGCAUUACUAUUUAUGGUACUUAAAUUCCGAAAGAAGAACAAGGAAAAACAGAGCUACGGCGCACUUAUUUUUCCGAGAUUCGAAAUCUUCCUUCUUAUACUUUCGAUCCCCUGCUUAUGUGAAGCCUCUGCAUCUUUAAUCAAAGGAGCAUCAUCUUCCGGAACAAUAGUCGGAGUUCUGUUGCUAAGUUUAGUCACGUUCACGCUGCUUUCGUUGCUAUUAUUUCUCUCAUACGGAAUCACAUUCGGUAAAUUACUUCAAUACAAAGAAGUCCACCAAGUCGGUCAACAAUUCCACUGGUAUCAAGAAAUCAUUCGAGUCACGCUAGGCCCCGGCAAAAGAGGCCAAUGGACAUGGAAAAACGAGCCGCAUUCGAUUUAUUCCACCAUUUUAGGACCGUUGUACGAGGAUCUGAGGGGCCCACCUAAGUACAUGCUGUCGCAAAUAUCCAUCUCGAACAAAUCAUCGAGCGACAGAAUCAUUGCCUCGGACGAUGAAACGGAAGAUGCAGAGGCGCCGUGCGUACAGAAACUCUUCGGAAUUCUUAGGAUUUAUUACACGCUAAUCGAAUGCGUCAAACGAGUGAUUCUUGGAAUAUUCUGUGGGGCCUACUCGGAAACGUGGUCUUCGAAAAAACCCACAAUUGCCCUUCUCUUGGUAACUUCGUUUCAGCUCUUCUUCAUUGUUCUAAAGAAGCCAUUCAUAAAGAGGAAAGUGCAGCUGGUCGAGAUUAUCUCAGUUUCUUGCGAAUUAGUCGUUUUCGUCCUUUGCUUGGUUUUAUUGGAUCGGGAUUUUUCGCCCGAAAACGAGAGAAACAUCGGGGUCACAAUGGUCUUUUUGUUCGUAUUGUCUUUUGCAGCACAAAUGGUGAACGAGUACUACGCGAUUUUCAGACAGAUAAAAGAGCUCGACCCCAUUAAAAACUCGUUCUUGAUUGGAUUAGAAACGGCUUUAAUCGGAUUCGUCUUGUUUAUCUGUCCUCACUGUUUGAUCAAGAAUUUGAAGAAUAGGUUCCCGAUAAACAACUCCGGCGAAACGGGUAGUUCAGUUCGGAAUCGGAGCUCCGCCAGCGGCAGCCGGAGCUCCGGCGAGAAGCCGUGGCUGAGGCACAUAAGGGAGCUAGCUAGGUCUAGUUUUAGUAAAGAAGGGAGUAAACCGAACUCGAGUGAUCCUUCUACGAGUAAGACGAGAUGGAGUGGGUUUUGGAAGAGUAAGAGAAGUGGGAGUUCUUCGGCUUCGACUUCGAUGGAUUUUAAAUCGAAACCGAGGGGGUUGCAUAAGGAGUUGGAAGAUAUUUUUGCUUCUAAAUGAGGUGUCAUUUGAAUUGAAAAAUGGAGGGAAAAUAAUAUUGUAGUAUGUAUGUAUUCUGUCACAUUUAAAAUCAGAGUUAAGAAGAUCAUUCUUGUUUCUUUUUA
Molecule: messenger RNA, 3396 nt
Organism: Erythranthe guttata (spotted monkey flower)
Lineage: Eukaryota; Viridiplantae; Streptophyta; Magnoliopsida; Lamiales; Phrymaceae
Source: RefSeq, a predicted model, not a curated record